Messenger RNA from Schistocerca americana (American grasshopper), 1979 nucleotides. Its product is annotated as coiled-coil domain-containing protein 42. The transcript is spliced from 7 exons. The coding region runs from base 576 to 1616 and encodes 346 amino acids. Lineage: Eukaryota; Metazoa; Arthropoda; Insecta; Orthoptera; Acrididae. The record is from RefSeq and is a predicted model, not a curated record.
GCUUCGUGGCAUGUAAGACUUCUGAUGUCAAAUAAAAUAAACUCACUUUUUCACUUUCCACUUCUACGUGUCUGUCUGGCUUCGUGAAGUAGCGUCGAAAUUUAUAUGCAACAACAAGUCCAAAGGCAAUGCCACAUAAAAACUGUCUACUAGUAGCAAAUUUAAGCACAGAUGAAAUUAAGCCAUCGUCCCCCAUUACGAAUUUACGGGAAUGAUCCCCACAAAAAACAAUCACCUCCAUCCACACACCAUCCCUCUCCCUUACACAAACACGUGGUCACUGGCGCAAAAUUGUUAUGUUAUCAUAGAUGAUGCAAGUGUAACAACAACCAGUGAUCGAUGUGACGCAAAAUAUAGCUAUAUAGCAAUUUUCUUCUACUGCAUCACAACUUUAGCGUAUUAUUACACGCCAGUGCAUGCGAGCUAACGAAGAAAAUAGUUUAUCUCGGUAACACUGUAGCAAUCGUUGAUGUCAUGGAAACUAACAGUGCUACUCCGUCAACAACGAAUUUGCUACUGUGCAUUCACCUGCGCAAAAAGGGUACCGCUUAUAUUAGUUAGACUUAUGACAUACCAUGGCUUCCAGUAAUCGCCGGUUGAAAACAAGAGAAGAAGCACAUCUAUACUCGAAUCUUUUGCCCGAAGCGGAUGUGUCAGAAUACUUUAUUUCUAAAUUCAACGAGUCACUUAUCAAGAAGCUGCCAGAAUGGGACGCAGCGCGUUCAACGCCGACAAUGAGACUUGUGGAAUUAGAGCGUGACCUGAGGUAUGUGCUGCGACAACAAAGAGAAGGGAAAUCUGUAUCUGAACGGAAGAAGGACGAUUUGGAGAAACAGUGGAAAGAACUGAACUCAAAAUCAUUGCAGCUGAAAGAGGCUCUUGUCCAUUUUAACACUUUAAUAGAGGAAAAUGAAGAAAAAAGAAAAAGAUCAGAAAACAAAAUUAAAAGUGCUGAAAGUAUUUCUCUUCAAUAUGAACAAGAUAUAAAGCGCUUGGAAAACAAAAUACGAAGACUACAUGAAGUUGAGCGAGAACUGAAAGUACAAAUUCAGAAACUGGAGUUUUAUGAAGACUACAUGAAUGAGGUAGUCGAACAGUCAGACUUCAAAAGUAUAGACGAGCUGGUGGAGCGCCACGAGACUCUGGUAGCUGCCCGGGAAGACCUGGCUCAGCGCCAGCUUCGUGAGAUGGACAACCUGGAACAAGUCCGGACCGCUAUGCUCGAUCUGGAAGAGGAACGAUUCAGUACUGUUAUAGGACUGAACAACGAGGUUUCGCAGCUGGAAAGUGAGCUCAGCGCGGCGACCGACGAGGCCCUCCGCUGGGAGAGAAUCGUUUGUCAGGUGAAGUGCACGGCCAAGGCGACGUCUGCCGAGCUCACCCAGGUUAAAAGUGCUUGCUGGAACCUACAUCAGCUCAUGUCCAAGCGGAAGUGGAAAUGCUUGCAGACAACGCACGACGAAAAAGACUGGGAAGGGCAGCUUGUGGAUAUUAAAGCCAUAAUUAAAAUCACCAGGCAGAUUCUUGCAGAAGCACGAAAACUUGUUGAGGAGGAACAAAAUACCAUGGUCGCUGUUGUUGAUGAGCCCUUGCGCGGAGAGGAAACUGACGAGUGACAGAGUUGCAUCAUGGACGCGAACCUCUGCUUGCCUUCAUUUACUCUGCUCUGUAUUGUACCAUGUAUCAAGGAAGUUUACAUUCUUAAUCCAUUCAGGGAUGGGCCGUGGGAAGAACUACCGUUUAUCUAUGCUCAGCGUGAACUGAUAUUAAUCUAAUUUUAUAUUCAUAGUAUUCAGGGUGAGGGAUAUUCCUAGAUUCGUAUUUAAAAACAGAUAUGAAAAUUUUCUACGUAGAUUUUAAUGAUUCUGUGUAGGAGAAUUUUUUUUAGAAACUUGUAGCUUAUUAUCGCAGAAAUGUUGCAUACUUACUACUGUUACUAAACUACAUACUGGUUUUUGAUGUAUAAACUCAUCUGAAAA